Molecule: messenger RNA, 2034 nt
Organism: Mytilinidion resinicola
Lineage: Eukaryota; Fungi; Ascomycota; Dothideomycetes; Mytilinidiales; Mytilinidiaceae
Product: FAD/NAD(P)-binding domain-containing protein
Exons: 1
Coding region: 1-2034 (677 amino acids)
Molecular function (GO): NADP binding; N,N-dimethylaniline monooxygenase activity; flavin adenine dinucleotide binding
Source: RefSeq, a predicted model, not a curated record
AUGGCAUCCGCGACCACCCUGACCGAGCCUGAACUCCCAAAUCCCACAGAGCCAUCUUCAGAGAAUCAUUACCUGCAUGACAACGAACCGAUCACUAUCAAUGGAACCAGCAAAAUCGAAACAGUGCAGGUUGACGAGGAAUUCAUCAAAGAUGCGAUAAACCUAGCCACAGUUAAUGCACUCCGAUUGGCACUCUACCAGGUAACAGGAGAUGCCGAGCUUAGAGAUAUGAAAGUCUCGAAAGAGCCUAUCCGUGGUGGCGCAAUGGCGGACUACGUGAUAUCCAAAGAAGAUGAAGAGAAGGUUAAAGCGAAGGCACAAGAGUUCCUCACGCUGCAGGAGCAACGCAAGGCUCCUAUUACGCCAGUUGAAUUCUCGGAACCCUCCUUCGAAGAUUCCUCGAACCUCAUGAAGAUAUUCACAGGAGAGAACUUGAAGCCCAGCGAACUCCGCCUUGGCCACGAAGAACUAGCAUUUGAGAACAUGCCCCGAGCAGUAAAUUGGACUAAGCAACCAUCCCCAGAGACGCUCAAGAACUUUCAUAUUGUUGUGGUUGGCGCAGGUAUCAACGGAAUAUCCACCGCAGUCUCACUGAAACGUCUCGGCAUCAACUACACAGUUAUCGACCGACAAUCUGACACCGGCGGCACCUGGAUCAUCAACACAUACCCAGAGGCCCGCGUCGACACCCUCGGAUUCUCAUUCCAAUACAAGUUUGAACGCGGCUACAAAUGGAAAGAGAUGUUUCCCUCCGCGCAAGAACUCCGCGAAUACCUGGACUACGUCGCCAUCAAGCACGACGUUAAACCCCGCUUCAAGUUCAAUCGCGAGCUCAUCGCCGCAACCUGGGAUGAAGCAUCUCAGAGUUGGCAACUCAUCCUUAAGCUCCCCGACGGCAGCACCGAGCCUAUGACCGCCAACGCCAUCAUAAGUGCGGGCGGCCUCUUCGCCACCGCAAACCUUCCUGACAUCCCCGGCAUCAAGUCCUACAAAGGCACCAUGUUCCACACGACUGCCUGGGACAACUCAUACGACUACCACAACAAACGCAUCGCUGUCAUCGGCAACGGCUCCAGCGGCGCCCAACUCAUCCCGGGCCUCGCAAAAACCGCCUCUCACCUCGCAGUUUAUCAACGCACGCCGCAGUGGAUCGCCCCCUACGAUGGCUACCGUGCCAAAGUCCCCGCGCAUCUCGAUUGGCUACUCGACCGCAUGCCCUACUACCGCAACUGGUACGGCUACGCACUAUUCGUGCGCGGCAUGCAGCUGCCACCCCUCCAAGUCGAGGACAAAGACUGGAUCGCGAAGGGGGGGCUGAUCAACGAGCGCAACGACGGCAUGCGUAAGGGCCUGACCGCAUACAUAGAAUCAAAAGUCGGCAAGGACUCCCCAAUGCUACCGAAGCUGAUCCCCGAAUCCGCGCCGCUGGUGCGUCGGCUCGUCGUCGAUAACGGCUACUACGACGCGCUGAUGUGGGACAAUACGGAGUUGGUGACCGAGGGGAUUACCUCGUUUACAGAGAAGGGGAUUAAGACGGUCGACGGGAAGGAGCGGGAGUUUGAUUUGGUCGUACUGGGCUGCGGGUUCAAGCCGACUGAGUACCUUUAUCCCUGCGACUAUACUGGCCGUGACGGCGCGAAGCUCGAUAAGACGUGGGCGAAAGACGGCGCGCGCAGCUAUCUGGGCCUUACAAUCCCAGGCUAUCCGAAUCUGUUCACGCUGUAUGGUCCGAACCACCAGCCGCGGGGCGGGCCGUCGCUGCACAGCUGGAGCGAGAUCUGGGGGAGGUAUGUGAUUGCGGGUAUUGUGAAGCUGAUUGAGGGCGGGAAGAGGAGUAUGGAAGUAAAGCAAGAAGUGUAUGACGAGUAUAAUGAGAGGCUGGAUAAGGAGAAUGCGAAGCUGAUUUGGGAGAGGGAGGGCGCGGGGUAUUUCGUGAAUAAGUUUGGGAGGCAAGGGGUUAAUAUGCCGUGGACGAGUGAGGUGUAUCAUGCGUGGGUUGUCAGUCCUGAAUUGGGGGAGUAUGAUGUGAGAUAA